Molecule: messenger RNA, 1716 nt
Organism: Durusdinium trenchii
Lineage: Eukaryota; Dinophyceae; Suessiales; Symbiodiniaceae
Source: the annotation of a GenBank genome assembly
GCGGAGCGGCGGAGCUCGAGCGUCAACCGUUCUGACCAAUUUUCUGAUCUGUCUAGAUACCACAAGCCACUGCGCGUGUAUGAAUUGGCCUGCGCGCAUCGACAGCAUGCGGCUGGGGCGCUUCUUUCUCAAGCAGUAGGUGGAGACUUCGUAUAGGGAGAUGAGUGCGAAUGCUUCGCUGGGCAUGGAGCGCGAGUGGCUCAUGUGCCGCAUGCGCCUACCUUUGGAUUGGAGCUGCAGCCAAACCCCACAUCAUCUUCCAUAUCAUCGAUGACUGGGGCUUCCACGACAUCGGCUUCCGCUCUCCGGAGAUGCAGACGCCCACCCUGGACCGCUUCCACCAGCAAGGCAUCACGCUGGAGCACUACUAUGUGCUGCCGACCUGCUCCCCGAGCCGGGCGACCUUCCUCACCGGCCGGAUGCCUGUGCACACGGGCCUGCAUAGCAAGCUGCCCUACCACGAAGCCAGAGGGCUUCCAUUGGACGAGGUCCUGCUGCCAAGCUAUCUCCAAGAGGAGGGCUACCGGACCCAUGCCGUGGGCAAGUGGCAUUUGGGGUUCCACCGUUCAGAAUACACGCCCACCUUUCGAGGCUUCGAGUCCUUCUACGGGUACUAUGCCGGGGGUCAGGGCUACUUCACUCACCAGUUGGAUGGCAUCUUCGAUCUGCAUCGGCAACCGCAGCAGAACUGCGGGCAGAACUGCAGCCAGGUGGCUUGGAACGCGGAGGGUCGCUAUUCCACAAAGCUCUUCACUGAAGAGGCCAUCCACAUCAUCCGACGUCAUCAUCGUGAAGAGCCUGAGAAACCGCUCUUCCUGUGGCAGGCGUGGCAAAACGUGCAUGCGCCCAUCCAAGCUGGAAAGCUCUUCAUUCAUCGCCUCCGCGAUCGGAUCGCCGACCCAACGAGGCGGAUUCACGCGGCGAUGGUCAGUGCAGUAGACGCGGCCAUCGGGCGAAUCAAUGAUGUACUUGCGGAAGAAGGUAUGCUGCAGAAUUCCAUCGUGAUAGCGACCACUGACAAUGGGGGGGCGAUUCACGAAUGCAUGCCCAACGGAGCGUCGAACUAUCCGCUGAGGGGCGGCAAGUGCAGCGUCUGGGAAGGUGGGACUCGAGGGACGGCGCUGAUCUACGCACCAAGCGUUCUACCGUACCAAGGCCUCUUCCGGGGCCUCUUUCAUGCCGCCGAUUGGCUACCUACGCUGCUGUGUGCUGCUGGAGCCAAGUCCUACCAGGUCUCAAAGCCUUUAGAUGGCAUCAACCACUGGCCCGCCUUGCAGCAGAACACCUCCUCCACACGCAAGGACGUCUACUAUGGCACGGCAGAUGUGGUCGUGGGCGUUCAUGGCCCUGCCCUGAGGGACGCAGCGGGAUGGAAACUGGUGCUCAAUGGCGGCGGCGGCCACGGUGAUUGGACACCGCAUCCUGUGAAGCCGCCUUCCAGGCGGCUCGAGGACGCAGCACGCAAAGCACGCGGAGCGAGCCGGUACUUGACCAGCAAAAGAAAGAGCUAUCCGCAACUCUUCGACCUCCAGGGUGACCCUUCGGAGACGACCGACCUCGCCCGGCAGCGUCCGGACGUCGCCUUCAAGCUCCGACUGCGGCUGCGGCAUUGGCGCGCCUCGGGCGUUAACGGCGCGCCGUUGGAGGACUGCCCGGACUUCAGCCCACGCCGAAGCGGAAAGAGGAAAUGGAUGGGCCCCUGGUGUGAGUGAGAAA